This is a messenger RNA of Closterium sp. NIES-67, 826 nucleotides long. The record is from the annotation of a GenBank genome assembly. NCBI's taxonomy places the organism in Eukaryota, Viridiplantae, Streptophyta, Zygnematophyceae, Desmidiales, Closteriaceae.
GGGGCAAGGGGAAGGAGAAGGAGGAGGAUGGAACGGACGACUGCCCGUUCUGCCAGUUUAUGAAGGGAGGGCCGUGCCGAGAGGAGUUCAUCGCCUGGGAGGGGUGCGUGGAGGCAGCAGAAAAGGCCGGGGAGAGCAUAGUGGACCGGUGCGUGGGCCCCACAGAGGCGCUUAAGACGUGCAUGGAGGGCAACGAGGGGUAUUACGGAGUGGUGCUGCAGGCUGAAGCGGGCAUGAAGGCGGAAGCUGCGGCAGCGGCUGCGACUGUGGGGGAGGCGGUGGCAGUGGUGGAAGCGGCAGCAGGGGAGGGAGGGGUUGUGGAGGGGAAGGGUGUCGAGGGGAGUAAGGUGGAGGAUUCGGUUGAGAAUGGGGAUGGGGGGAGUGAGGAGGUGGUUGUGGUGGUGGUUGGGAAGGAAGAGGCGCCAGAGGAGGCAGGGAAGAAGGCAGCAGAGUAGGGCUCUGGUCCGAAUUGGGAUUUGAAGUUCGGCUCGUUGGUGCCUGACGGCGCUUGGCUCAGCCGCAGAAAUGACCUGUAGGGGGAACCCACUCACCAUCACCCACCAUCACCCACCCGGACCAACCUCACCAUACCAUCCGUCAGAUGACCUUGCCGUGCAACCCAACGGCUCCUGCUGAGCAAAGCUCAGAGGCUUGUCUGAGCCACACCAUGAUGAUUUCAUACAUUGACAAUUUGACAUUAUGAUGAGGUGCAUCAUGAUCCAUGAGCUUUAUGUCAAGCCAUAUCACCCUACGACAUGAGAUGAAUUACCAUGUACGGUGUUUCUAAAUGCGAUGGGUAUGCAUCUGGGCGUUUGAACUACAUCAC